CUGUUGUGUUUCUCAGGCAGGGAAGAAACAUGAAUUUAAUACUGGAAUCAUUUACCACGAGGAUCAGCCAAGGUAUGGCUUCUAAAAUGAUACCGUGGCUUUAAAACUGGGAACAUCGUUAGAUUUUGAAGUAUUGUUUUUAGGUGGAGGAAACUUCCAGUCGAUUUUGCUUAGGUUCUCCAGUAAGUUGAGGACUUCACCAGGCAGCUAAUAUCACUCACUCCUUUAUUGCUUUUUCAUAAAUCCUGUUUAUUGCUUGCUAGUUAUUUCUACCCAGUGAGGUUCUAGAUAUCUUCCAGGGAUUAACAAGGAAUCGUUUAAGAAGCCUGCUUGUUUGUAAUUGUUGACUUUGGAGUUCAGAAGCCACAUUCCAAAGCCACAGUACACUAUGCCGAGGAAGCACUUUUGUGUAAUUUUUGGUUCUCGGCUCCACAGUGAACUUUUCCCCCAGAUAACAACACUCAUUUUUCUCUUUCCUCCCCUCUCUCCUCGUAACUCCAGAGCAAAGUCUGAAAUGGAUGUUACAUGAAUCACUUUAAGGGCUGUGCUCAACUAUGAACGUUCGGAAGCCGUUUUCUCAGUGAAAAAGACCAAGAUGGAUGAAUCUGCCUUGCUGGACCUUCUGGAGUGCCCCGUGUGUCUAGAACGCCUGGAUGCAUCUGCGAAGGUCUUACCUUGCCAGCAUACGUUUUGCAAACGUUGUUUGCUGGGGAUUGUGGGUUCCCGGAAUGAGCUCAGAUGUCCCGAGUGCAGGACUCUUGUAGGCUCUGGUGUUGACGAGCUCCCCAGUAACAUCUUACUGGUCAGACUUCUGGAUGGCAUCAAGCAGAGGCCUUGGAAACCCGGCCCUGGUGGUGGCGGAGGGACCAACUGUACAAACGCAUUAAGGGCUCAGGGCAGCACUGUGGCUAAUUGUGGCGCAAAAGACCUGCAGAGCUCCCAGUGUGGACAGCAGCCUCGGGUGCAAGCCUGGAGCCCCCCAGUGACGGGUAUACCUCAGUUACCAUGUGCCAAAGCAUUAUAUAACUACGAAGGAAAAGAGCCUGGAGACCUUAAGUUCAGCAAAGGCGACAUCAUCAUCUUGCGCAGACAAGUGGAUGAAAAUUGGUACCAUGGGGAAGUCAAUGGGGUCCACGGCUUUUUCCCCACUAACUUUGUGCAGAUCAUCAAACCUUUACCUCAGCCCCCACCUCAGUGCAAAGCACUUUAUGACUUUGAGGUGAAAGACAAGGAAGCCGACAAAGAUUGCCUUCCCUUUGCAAAGGAUGACGUGCUGACCGUGAUCCGCAGAGUGGAUGAAAACUGGGCUGAGGGAAUGCUGGCAGAUAAAAUAGGAAUAUUUCCAAUUUCCUAUGUCGAGUUUAACUCGGCUGCCAAGCAGCUGAUUGAGUGGGAUAAACCUCCCGUGCCCGGAGCCGAUGCUGCUGCAGAGUGCCCCGCGGCGACAGCGCAGAGCAGCAAUGCCUCAAAGCACUCCGACACCAAGAAGAACACCAGGAAGCGACACUCCUUCACCUCCCUCACCAUGGCCAACAAGUCUUCCCAGGCGUCCCAGAACCGCCAUUCCAUGGAGAUCAGUCCUCCAGUGCUCAUUAGCUCCAGCAACCCCACGGCCGCCGCCCGCAUCAGCGAACUUUCCGGGCUCUCCUGCAGCGCCCCGUCUCAGGUUCAUAUAAGCACCACUGGGUUAAUUGUGACCCCACCUCCUAGCAGCCCAGUGACAACUGGCUCUUCAUUCUCGUUCCCGCCAGAUGUCCCCUACCAAGCUGCCCUUGGAACUAUGAACCCUCCUCUUCCCCCGCCCCCUCUCCUGGCUGCCACUGUCCUCGCCUCCACACCGUCAGGCGCUAGUGCUGCUGCUGUUGCUGCUGCCGCCGCCGCUGCUGCUGCUGGAAUGGGACCCAGGCCUGUGGCAGGAUCCACUGACCAGAUUGCACAUUUACGGCCUCAGACUCGCCCCAGUGUCUAUGUUGCUAUAUACCCAUACACUCCCCGGAAAGAAGACGAACUGGAGUUGAGGAAAGGAGAAAUGUUCUUGGUGUUUGAGCGUUGCCAAGAUGGCUGGUUCAAAGGGACAUCAAUGCACACCAGCAAGAUAGGUGUUUUCCCCGGCAACUAUGUGGCACCUGUCACCAGGGCGGUGCCAAAUGCCUCCCAAGCUAAAGGCCCUGUGUCUACUGUGGGUCAGACAAGUCGAGGGGUGACCAUGGUCAGUCCUUCCGCUGCAGGAGGGCCUGCCCAGAAGCUCCAAGGAAACGGUGUGGCUGGGAAUCCCAGCGUUGUCCCCACGGCUGUGGUGUCAGCAGCUCAUAUCCAGACAAGUCCCCAGGCUAAGGUCCUGCUGCACAUGACCGGCCAGAUGACAGUCAACCAGGCCCGCAAUGCUGUGAGGACAGUUGCAGCACAUAGCCAGGAACGCCCCACGGCAGCAGUGACGCCCAUCCAGGUCCAGAAUGCCGCCUGCCUCGGUCCUGCAUCCGUGGGCCUGCCCCAUCACUCGCUGGCCUCCCAACCCCUGCCUCCACUGGCGGGCCCUGCUGCCCACGUUGCUGCAGUCAGCAUCAGUCGCACCAACGCUCCCCUGGCCUGCUCAGCAGGGGCCUCUCUGGCCUCCCCAAACAUGACCAGCACCACUUUGGAGACUGAGCCCGGUGGUCGACCGGUGACCAUCCUCUCUGGGCUCUCCACGUCUCCUGACAAUGCUGGGUCAGCAUGUGGGAACAGUUCAGCCAUGAAACCAGACAAGGACAGUAAGAAAGAAAAAAAGGGUCUAUUGAAGCUGCUUUCUGGCGCCUCCACCAAACGUAAGCCCCGCGUCUCCCCUCCAGCCUCACCUACCCUGGAUGUGGAGCUGGGAGCAGGGGAAGUGCCGUUGCAGGGAGCUGUGGGUCCUGAGUUGCCUCUAGGGGGCGGCCACGGCAGGGUGGGGUCGUGCCCCAUGGAUGGGGAUGGCCCAGUAGCCACCGUGACAGCUGCCUUAGUGCAGGACGCUUUCCAUCGGAAGACAAGCUCACUGGACUCCGCGGUUCCCAUCGCUCCACCGCCUCGGCAGGCCUGUUCCUCCCUGGGUCCUGUCAUGAAUGAGUCCAGGCCUGUGGUUUGUGAAAGGCACAGGGUGGUGGUUUCCUACCCUCCUCAGAGCGAGGCAGAACUGGAACUCAAAGAAGGAGAUAUUGUGUUUGUUCAUAAGAAACGCGAAGAUGGCUGGUUCAAAGGCACAUUACAAAGAAAUGGGAAGACGGGCCUUUUCCCAGGGAGCUUUGUGGAAAACAUCUGAAGAGACUCAACACGGAGAAAGCUUAAUGCCACGUCGCAUGACUAAAAGAGCACAAAGCUGUUUCAUAGAAAGAGCACAUCUGUGGCUUCGCAGAUCUUCACAAGCUGAGCAGAGGAUGGGCACAUGACUCCAGAGUCCUGGCCUGGGUUCCCCAGCAG
Molecule: messenger RNA, 3435 nt
Organism: Acomys russatus (golden spiny mouse)
Lineage: Eukaryota; Metazoa; Chordata; Mammalia; Rodentia; Muridae
Gene: Sh3rf1
Product: SH3 domain containing ring finger 1
Exons: 11
Coding region: 596-3277 (893 amino acids)
Molecular function (GO): protein binding
Source: RefSeq, a predicted model, not a curated record